Messenger RNA from Acanthopagrus latus (yellowfin seabream), 2515 nucleotides. RefSeq names its product neuroepithelial cell-transforming gene 1 protein-like. Lineage: Eukaryota; Metazoa; Chordata; Actinopteri; Spariformes; Sparidae. Bases 146 to 1882 code for a protein of 578 amino acids. The record is from RefSeq and is a predicted model, not a curated record. Gene Ontology annotation, biological process: intracellular signal transduction; positive regulation of Rho protein signal transduction. The transcript has 12 exons. Gene Ontology annotation, molecular function: guanyl-nucleotide exchange factor activity.
CGUGGAGUGUGUUCUGUUGUCAUCGAUCGUCUGCUUCUCUUUGUACACAUCGGGCCAGUUUUCAUUCGUCUGGACUUUGUUGUUUGGUCGCUUAGCCAUAACUACUCCACGGUAGAACCGAUCUUACAACGAAACCUCCUGCAAAAUGGAAGAAAAUGAAGAAAUGAGCGGAGGGACGGUGGAGAACAAAAAGCACAAACUGCGCAGGAUGUCAUCGAGGACGUCCAUUACAAGCGUCAUCAGCGCUGCAGAGCCCUCUCCUAAAACACUACGGAGAAAUAACUCAAAGAAACCUCCACUGCAGAGAGGAAGCUCCUUCACAUUUCUGACUCCUGGGACUCCGUGGGACUUCAGUCUAAAGAGAAAGCGCAAAGAGAAGGACGAUGACACCGUCAGUCUGUCUAGCUUCGACCUCAAGGAGCCCAGUAACAAGCGCGUGCGGCCUCUGGCCAAAGUUUCAUCUCUCGUCAACUUGAUUUCGCCUUCAAAGAAUGGAGCAGUGCGGCGCUUUGGCCAAACCAUCCAGUCAAUGUCGUUGCGUGACAGCAAGUCACCAGGUAUGCCCCUGAAAACCAGCAGCAAGACAGCAGGUCCCACCCCCACGAAACGCAGGAACAGCACGUUGUGGUCGGAGACACUGGAUGUGCAUCAGAAGAGCACCUUCUCCACCAAAGAGAUCAAGAGACAAGAGGCGAUUUAUGAGCUUUACAGGGGAGAACAGGAUCUCAUCGAAGAUCUCCAACUUGCACGAAAGGCGUAUCAUGAUCCGAUGCUAAAGCUCUCCAUCAUCACAGAGGAAGAACUCGCUCACAUAUUUGGUGACCUGGAUGCAUACAUCCCCUUACAUGAGGAUUUAAUGAUGAAACUGACGGAGGAAACUGGCCCUGAUGGAACAGUAGCUCAGAUCGGACAGAUAGUUAUAGACUGGCUGCCUGGUCUGAAUGCCUACAAAGACUACUGCAGCAACCAGCUUGCAGCUAAAGCCCUGCUGGACCAGAAAAAGCAAGACAAGCGAGUGCAGGACUUCCUGCAGCGCUGCCUGGAGUCGCCCUUCAGCAGGAAGCUGGACCUCUGGAGCUUCCUGGACAUCCCACGAUCUCGCCUGGUGAAAUACCCACUGCUGCUGCGAGAGAUCCUCAGACACACUCCUCCUGAUCACCCAGACGUAGCCAGUCUGGAGAAAGCUAUCACUAUAAUCCAGGAGAUUCUGUCCGACAUCAACAUAAGAAAAGGGGAGUCUGAGUGUCAGUAUUAUAUAGACAAACUGGAGUAUCUGGAUGAUCGGCAGCGCGACCCUCUUAUAGACAACUGUAAGAUUCUACUUUGUCAUGGAGAGCUGCGGAACAAGAGUGGCUCGAGGCUGCAUGUCUUCCUCUUCUCCGAGCUCUUGGUUCUGACCCGACCGGUGACCCGAAACGACAGGAGCUGCUUCCAGGUGUAUCGACAGCCCAUCCCAGUUCGGGAUUUGGCUUUAGAGGACCUGCAGGAUGGAGAGAUCCGUAUGGGAGGGUCCUUCAGAGGGGCUUUCACCGCUGGAGAGAAAGCUAAGAACGUAUUUCGUGUGAGCUCUCUGGAUCCAUCCCACGGCCAGGCCCACACCCUGCAUGUCAACGAUGUCUACCACAAACAGCAGUGGCUCAACUGUCUGCGCACCGCAAUGACCCAACAACAGGGGGCUCCACCAAGAGCUCAGCAGGGAGGAACUGUCAGAGCCAAGCGUCGCUCCUCCACCAUCUCCACCACCUCCACCGACUAUGACGAGGAGACAGACGAGAACUGCCCGCCCACAUCUGGCCCUAAACUCCGGCCUCAGACACUCUCCAAAACCAGACUGGACCAGAAGUUACAAGGCUCACUAAAGAGGAAGGAGACCAAAGUGUAGACAUUUCACCCGUCCCAAGGGUUCCUCUUAAGACAGGCACAUGUGCGCAACUAUGUCCUCUUUGGUCACAUGUGCCUUCUGCGAAUUUUCAUGCAACCACUAUGUUUGUGCUUUUGUCUGUAUAGCUGCACUGAAAUGUCCUUUCCAAUCAUUUCCGUCCAAAUUUCUAUCAAUUUUUUUAAUGUCAUUAGUUUACAAACAAAAAAGUGACAUGUGACAGUGUGACUGAGAUGUAUGUUUACACCAGCUAAAUGUGUGUGGAAUUAGGGUUUUAUUUGUCUGUCAGUUUAUGCCACUUGUAGCUUGAUAGUCCAGUCCAAUGUCAACACAUUUAAACCUUCUCUGUUUUUUGCUGUGUUCAGUGUCAGUGCGUGUAUAUAACAUGCAUCCUGUGAGAAGUUGACAGUUGUGUUAUCAUGUGUCAAGCUAAGGGAUCAAGAAACAAAGCUGAGUGAGACAAGUCUAAAAAUGUUUGAGAUUCGAGAUAAGAUGAUGACCAAGAGCAGUAAACACGUGUUGGAUAAGGGAAAAAACAUUUCUCAGAAGAAAGGGAAAAAAAAGAAUCAUGAUGUUUUCAGUGAAAAGUUGUUUAUAGGAGACAAAAUAAAACAUUUAGUUUGUGCUCUCAAAAGA